AUGACGGGGCCAAUAAUUGCUUGUAUUGGUGUUAUUGGAAAGGCUGACAAUCCUUUACACGUUUCAUUAUUCCCUCCUUAUCAGAAUUCAACUAUUGAAUUCUCUUUUCUAUUAAACUCGUGCCUCGAUAUAUUUGAGAUUCGACAAAAGCAAACAUCUAUCGAUCAAGAUCUAGGCUUAUUACACGCAAUGGAUGAGAGAUUAGCAGCAUAUGGCUGGUUAACAACUACAGGAGUAAAAUUCCUGGUAAUAGUGAAUUUAGGUGGGCAACCAGCUGUUGGGUGUGAAGCCCACAGCACUGCUGCAAUAGCCGGUUUGAAAGAUUCGGAUUUGAAACCGGUCUUUCGCGCUUUGCAAAGUGCCUAUAUACAGCUUUUGCAGAAUCCGUUCUAUUCCCCAGAUGACCAUAUUCCUGUAGGCAAGACUGCCACUGCACCAACGUCUAUGUCUCUGCAGAUCACGAAUCAAAAGUUUAUCACCACAGUCCGGCAAAUUGGUGAAACCUGGACUCCUGGUAUCAAUACCAUUUAA
Molecule: messenger RNA, 531 nt
Organism: Aspergillus wentii DTO 134E9
Lineage: Eukaryota; Fungi; Ascomycota; Eurotiomycetes; Eurotiales; Aspergillaceae
Exons: 3
Coding region: 1-531 (176 amino acids)
Biological process (GO): endoplasmic reticulum to Golgi vesicle-mediated transport
Cellular component (GO): nucleus; cytoplasm; TRAPP complex
Source: RefSeq, a predicted model, not a curated record